CGCCAAAACAUAGAGCAGCUAAAUAGAAAAACCAUACACUUUGUAACGCUCAAGUAGUGAAAUUCAACGGAAAAUUAUAUUAUUUUUAUUUGACAAAAAAAAAGAAUUUUUAGUAUUACAUAAGAAAACCGAAAAUUAUGACUGAGUUAGACAAAAGUGCUCCAGCUGCAGCCAAAAAGUUGCUAACAAACGAAGAAUGCCAAAAAAUUCUAGCGAAAGCCUGUGAAACGGAGUUCAAGUGGCGGCUAGAAGACUUUCUACUGACGCCUGCGGAGAAUGCAAACGGUUAUCUUGGCGAAUAUUAUCAUUUGUUGGUGCAAUACAGCGUCGCUGAGCCGGAUGAAAACAAAAAUCUGACUGUUGGGCGCGAAAUGCACGAACUGCAUGCUUUCGUCAAACGUGUGCCACAGGCCAACGCAGAGCCAGAUAAGGAGGCGAUAUAUCGAAAAGAGGCGGCGUUGUAUGUAACACUCUUGCAGCAGUUACGCAGAUACUCCACCGUUGUCUGGUCGCCCCGCUGCUACUAUGCACGCGACGAUCUCAUAGUGCUCGAAGACUUGGAAAAGUUGGGUUAUGUCUUGUAUCCCAGAGCCGAAGCAUGCCUACCUGACCACUAUCUGCGAAAGGUGCUACGAGCUUUAGCUGCACAGCACGCAUCCAGUUUAGCGCUCGAACACAUAGAAGGCGUUUGUAUUGCCGACAUCUGCCCACAAUUAGACGAAGAGAUUACUGUGUCGCAUCGAGUGCCGUGGUACACCACAGGGCUACGUGCCAUUCGCACUUUAGUAACAUCACAAUUAGAAGCGCAACCAAUUUCGGUCCGGAAAUCCAUUGAAGCGCGCUUUGUGACUGCCAUUGCAAGCGUGUAUAGCAUGACCAAAAGCUCUGCUAAGUACCAGAAUGUGCUUUGCCAUCGUGAUAUUUGGCGCGGUAAUAUCUUCUUUAGCGACAAUACUUCGAAUGCGAAUCAGUGUUCGGUAAUAUUCGUGGAUUAUCAAACUGCGCGCUACUGUCCACCUGCCAUCGAUCUGAUAUACAUAUUGUUUAUGAACCUAGAUAAGGCUACAAGAAAAGCGGGUGAAAUGGAAUAUUUGCGCUUUUAUUACGAUUGUCUGGAGGGUGACUGUGUCGCCAAUGGAUUUGCGCAGACCGAUGUGCCGCUCUCUUUUUCCGAUUUAUUGGCAUCUUACUGGGAAUUUCAGUUUUUCGGUUUGCUUUACAGAGCGAUUGUCAGCACAAUUCUGCAUGUUCCACGCGCGAUUGUUACUAAUUUUUACGUUCAUGUGGAACGCACUGAAGCAGUAUUAAAACUGAUGGAAGAAUGUCCCGACUUUGGGAAGUAUAUGGAUGAACAAAUUUGUGACAUAUUGCAGUUUUUGAGUGAAGAAAGUUAAGAGAGAACUAGUCGCUUUUGAUUUUUGAUACAAAGCGAAAGUUCAAAAAUCAGGUCUUUUGUAUUUGUAAAAGAUAUUAAAGC
Messenger RNA from Bactrocera tryoni, 1477 nucleotides. RefSeq lists its product as uncharacterized. The record is from RefSeq and is a predicted model, not a curated record. The coding region runs from base 138 to 1394 and encodes 418 amino acids. NCBI's taxonomy places the organism in Eukaryota, Metazoa, Arthropoda, Insecta, Diptera, Tephritidae. The transcript has 3 exons.